Molecule: messenger RNA, 1814 nt
Organism: Aspergillus sclerotioniger CBS 115572
Lineage: Eukaryota; Fungi; Ascomycota; Eurotiomycetes; Eurotiales; Aspergillaceae
Gene: ppmA
Product: type 2C protein phosphatase PTC7
Exons: 1
Coding region: 459-1781 (440 amino acids)
Source: RefSeq, a predicted model, not a curated record
CCCAGCAAUCCUCCUCCCACCAACAAAGGCCGGCCAGCAUCCAGUCUGCCUUCCUUUUCCCUACGAUUCCUGCUUCCUCCCUUUGAUUCGAGCCGAUCACACACAAGGCUGACCACCACCGAGCCCAGGCGAUCCCCCUCGCCUCAUCUUUUCUCGUAUUCUCCCAAUGCUCGUGGAGGCGGUCGAUGACGCCAGGCGGUCGGGAGUCCCGUUCGUCCCAGCAACCUGAAAUUUCCAGCCUUUAUCGCCCUGUCCAUCUUCUUCGUCCGGCCUCCAAUCCCGACCUAUUCAAUUCGCCGGCCUCGUCCGGCUUCAUCGUGACCUCUCCACUCUUCCAAACCAGCGCCGGGUGUCAAAUUCGCCGUGUUGCACGCUCUCGCGACUCAUUUGCUCGCCGACCACUUCCUGUUCCUGCUGGCACAGACAGGAUUCCACGGUGACGAUCCGGUCCUCUGCUGAUGAUCGCGCUGGCUUCUUCCGGUAGAGCCUGCAGUGCCGCCUGCAGUAGCCUACACACCGUCACUAGGGACGGCUUCUUGGCCUCCUUGGCUCCGAAACCAUCUGGCCUCCGAUACCCCCCCAUACCCUCCCCUCUCUCGACUCCUCGGUCCCCGCGAUUCUUUCCUCGGCGUGCCUUUCAUUCCACAUCGCCAUUAGACUCAUCCACUCCGCGCAUUUCGUAUCGAGUUGCUGCAUCCUCGUCCGGCAAAGGUCGCCGCUUCCAUCCGGCGAAAAACGCCUACAAUUUCACCCCCGAACUUCACGAGGCCAUUGGGGUCGCAACGGAUACACAGAACAAGGCGCUCCGGCGGAAGAGGAGGCCCGACAGUGGCGAGGAUGCGUUUUUUGUGAGCAGGGUCGGUCAAAAGGACUCCGGGGCCGUGGCCUUUGCCGUCGCAGACGGCGUGGGAGGCUGGGCCGAGUCCCGCGUCGAUCCAGCAGACUUCUCGCACGCGCUCUGCGGUUACAUGGCUCAGUCCGCCAUAUCCUGGGACUCUCCCGCCGAACAGUUGCGGGCGAAGAACCUUCUCCAGGCCGGCUAUGAACAGGUCGUGGCAGAUGAGACGAUUCGAGCCGGUGGAUGCACCGCGUCGGUCGGCGUGGGACUGGAAGACGGACGAGUCGAGCUGGCCAACCUGGGCGACUCGGGCUCUGUCCUGCUCCGACUCGCAGCUGUUCACCAUUACUCCAUCCCGCAAACCCACGGCUUCAACACGCCCUACCAGCUCAGCAUCAUACCGCCGCGCAUGCGCGCUCAGGCGUCCAUCUUCGGCGGGUCCUUCCUCGAGGACUACCCGCGCGACGCAGCCGUCACGAAUCUCCACAUGCAACACGGCGAUGUCCUUAUCCUGGCAACUGACGGUGUCUUCGAUAACCUCAACAACCAAGACAUCCUCAAGCUCGUCACGAGUCGCAUGGUUCUGACAGGCGCCUGGGCAGCAAACCCCAACUCCGGGAUCCGGCCUUCCGAGGACCUCAAACAGUUGACUGGCCCAGAGGGCCUGAAAUCCCUCCUCCCUUCGCCAUCCGCAUCCCCCUCCGACCCUGACUCACCGAAAGCAUCCUCACCCAGCACCCGCGAGCAAACCUACACCCUCCAGUCACUCAUCGCCUCCACGAUUGCCGGCGAGGCCAAACUGGCCAGCAUGGACAUGCGCCGCGACGGUCCAUUUGCUAAGGAAGCCCAGCGCUACUAUCCCGGCGACUGGUACCGCGGCGGGAAAGUCGACGAUAUUUGUGUGGUGGCCGUAGUCGCCGUGGACGAAGCAUACUCUGGUUAAUGCGAGAACCCUUGAGAAACGGGGACAAACUCC